This is a messenger RNA of Aethina tumida (small hive beetle), 1893 nucleotides long. RefSeq names its product transcriptional adapter 3-B (gene Ada3). Gene Ontology annotation, molecular function: transcription coactivator activity. Gene Ontology annotation, biological process: regulation of transcription by RNA polymerase II. NCBI's taxonomy places the organism in Eukaryota, Metazoa, Arthropoda, Insecta, Coleoptera, Nitidulidae. The record is from RefSeq and is a predicted model, not a curated record. The transcript is spliced from 8 exons. Gene Ontology annotation, cellular component: SAGA complex. The coding region runs from base 249 to 1676 and encodes 475 amino acids.
CUUAACUGCAUUGACAUAACUCGUAAAUUUCAAGAAUAUGACUGCUCCCCAGCGUUUCCACGAACGUCAAACAUUAUCCCCACCUUCACACUCUAGGUACUGUGGACAAAACUAACCUAAUAUUCUGUCAAUAAAACAAAGUGCAUAAGAAGUUGUUUAACAGUUUAUGUGCACUUUCCUAAUCGUCACUACCACAGCGAUUUGGUAGCAAUAAAUUUUAUUAAUUAAUAUUGUAAUAUAAGUUGAUCAUGAACACUAAAAGAACUUACGUUAUACCAAAAAGUGCUAGCAAAUACAAUGGAAAACUUAAAGAUAUUUUGUCCGCAUCAAGGAGUAAAAGUGAAUCAAAACCGACAGAGACUGAGAAUAAUUUGGCAAAUAUACCACUUGUUAAGCAGGCUGACACAGCACGGUUGUUACCAAAAUAUCAAGCAGUCCUCUCGAGAUCAUCUGAGGAUGGAGUGAAUAUGGAUGAAUUAGAUCAAUUACAGCAAGAUUUGGAGAAACUGUUGUCCACCAGUGCUUCUAGAAGUAGAUUUUUGCUGGCAGAAAUUGAAUCUAUAGAUCGUGUUGAAGAGAACAGAGAUAAAAAGGAUAAAAGUCAUGAUAAGGCACCACUGAAACGAAAGCGUCCAGAUGAAAAGCCAAAAUGCAAAGAUGUGAGGAGUAGUGGGACAAGAGUAUUUAAAAAACACUGCGCUCUACCAGUUAAUAAUUUAUUAGGAGAUGGUCUCAGGUAUGAAGUUCCCAAACUGUCGUUGCCCAAAAAUGACAAUUCUGACAAAUUCUGGGCGUCCAUCGAGCCAUAUUGUGCCAAUGUUAAUGCAGAAGAUAUUAAUUUUUUAGAUGGCCUCAUAAAAGAAUUCUCCAAAUGCAUUGAUGCAAAGGUACCAGAAAUCGGCAACCACUAUGCCCAAGAGUGGUCAGAAGAAUUGGUAUCAGAAGAAAUGAAUCUAGGAAAAUCCCCAAAAUCAAAACACGGAUCCACAGAUGGAAAAAAAUCGGGGCUGGCAGCAUUCGUGGAUUCAUUAACAAACCAACACACCCAAAAAUUAGUUGCUGCUCUGAUAGAGGAAAAAGUAUUCGCGGCAUUGCCUAAUAUAGAGAAAAUAAAAUCGGAUUUAAAUUUAAAAAGCAACGGCCCCCGAGUAGGGGUAUGCAUGGACAAGAAGCUGGAGCAGGCCCUCCUCAAUUUGGAGGAACUACAAAAGAAUCCGGGUGACGACGAAAUCCUCACCGAAAUUAAAAAGUGCCAGCAAGAAUUGAAAUCUGUCAACACUUACAACUUGAACGAACUGACGAAGUUGCGGCGGGUGGUGCAGAACGACAUCCAGAAGCAGCAGGUCAAGGAGGAGCUGGAGAAGGUCGAUAAUCAGGUUUUGGACUUGUACAAUAGGUUCUUGGUGGCCAAAAAACAGGCUCAACAAUCGGAUGGUAUCGAUUUUGAUAAGUCGUCCAUUAAUCAACAAGUGGAUGUUGAGGAUGUUCUUUUACGUGUUGAAUUAAAAAGAACUGCCGUUCACAAUAUGCAGGUCUCUGGUGGUUAUCAGUCCAUAAACAAGGAGCACCAAAUCUUGAAACGGAAAACGGACUAUUUAAAAUCUAUGCUCGGAAUGCGCGUAUUGUGUGAUCCCAUACAGAAAGACGCCAGACCGAAAGCUUGUAAAACGCAGUAGUAGUCUGGAGAAAAAGCGAUCCUCUCAAAUUGUUUAAAGGGUUUCAUUGAUAUUUUGUGAUUCAACUUAGAUGUACUUACAAUUAAUAAUUAUUUUACAUAUAUAUAUAUAUAUAUAUAUAUAUAUAUAUAUAUAUAUAUAUAUAUAUAUAUAUAUAUUCAUGCAUAUACAAAUUUAUACAUACAUAUAGUGAGAAAACCUGUGAUGUUUAAGUUUU